AUAAAAAGAAAAACAUUAACGGAAUACGGAAUUUAAUCAAAAUAUUUAUAAGAACUCGAGUACACUUACCCAAUGCACUCAUGGAUUCAUACAGAAGAACAGGUGUUCCUUGUGGUAACCCAAAACGUUUCCAGAGCAACGAGGUUACUCGCAUGGGAGAGGGUGACGCGCGUGGGGCAGGCCCCGUCCCUCGGAGGGAUUUAGCAGGACCUGUGGAGGAUAUAGAGACAGAAGGACAGAAACGACUCAAGGAACUCCUACAGAAACAACUCCGCACCAGUCUCACAAGACAACAAAUUGCUCAGGGCCGGAAUUUUGUGGGCGGUGCUCUCUUCAAAUCCGCCACCGACGACCUUUCUGGAGUGACGUCAUUGGCCAAGUUCCAGACGGUAGGGGAAAAAGACGCUUAUAUACACGAGCUGAAGCAGUGUGGUCUGACGGAGGAGGAAGUCAUUCUCAAGUUACAGACAGACAACCUGAUAGACAAACAGAAUGAGCGGAAGAGAAGAUACGGCGCGGACACAUCUUUCUAUAGAGAUAGACUGGAGGUGAUCGAAGAUAAAAUUAGACGAAGGAACGAUAGUUUGUCCAAACCAGAUACGUUCUGUGAUCAGAAGGUGCUUAGUCGUCAUGAGAUGGAUCUGGAGCGCGCUCUAGUGAAGGAUGACACGGCGUCACGAAACCUCUCUACAUCUCUCAUCACACAGGCCGAAAACAAACUACAUCCUCAUCCGGAUGACCCUAUGAACCACCUCCCCGAGAUCUUAGCUUCUGUCACAAAAUACAAACUGCACAGACGUGGACGACAGAAGGGGCAGGAUUCGGAAGUAGAAUUGGAUGAAUGCAGUUUUCCAAAAGACAGACAGUUUUAUGAACAGGAAGAUUAUGUUUCUGAGUCAGAUAACGGACAUACAUGUGAUCGUUUAUCAGAGAAGUUGGAAACACGUAUCGGAGAAAAGAACACACCAAUAGAAACAAUGGCGAAAGAAGUAAAAGAGGAUUAUACCUCAGCACGUGACGGUACAAGUGAUAUUGAUAAAGCGAAUUCGUUGUGUAGUAACAGUAGGGAACGGCAUGGUCACGUAGAAUGGGUGGCAGAGGAAUACAUCGUGAAGAACCGACUCACUCCUGAGGAGAUAAGACAAAUUCCAAGAUUUGAGAACUAUUCUCCCGGUCUACAAAGCAAGGUGCUGUAUAUUAAAAACCUGUCCAAUAAGGUGACCGAAGAGGACCUAGUGGCACUGUUUAUCAGGUUUCAGAGCGAAAAUGAGGACAAGCUUGUCUUCCGAUUGCUGACAGGGCGGAUGAAGGGACAGGCGUUCGUCACGUUUCCAAGUGCCGAAAAAGCCAUGUUCGCAAUGCAGCUAGUCCAUGGUCUCAAAUACAAAGGCAAACCAAUGAUCAUCCAGUUUGGACGAAGUUCGAAACAAAUAUGUUGAUGUCUUCUGGCGUGUUUCGCUUAUAUGUCUGUGUGAUAUACAAUUAUACAUAUCCGGUUUAUUUCAUGAACUAAACAAUCGCAAAAGUGUUUUUUAGUAAAGACUUAAUUUCUUUACUGAAUGAAAGCCUAUUUUAUACGAUUAUUGAAACAGGUCCAGAAAUUAAAAUACUGAUUAUUUUAUAUGUAAUGUCGGAAGUGUAUAUAUUUAAAAACUUAAUCAAUGUAUUGAAAUAUUCGUCAUUGUCCAGUCGCAAUGAAACAAUAAUACAAUGUUUUGAAAAAAAGGACAAUUUAAAUUACUGAUCAAUAACUCAAGAAUGAAAUCAACCACUACAUACAAGCAGCAGUAUAAUGCUACACUCUAACUAACUCAGGAGAUCACACAUUUUUUCCAGAUCCCUUGUUUUAUAAACUGCUUUUAAAACACCUCUUGCAAUUGUUUUCAUGUUACUGAAUCUGCUAUUAGAGACUGCUCUCAAAGUGAUCUUGAUAUAGGUUUGACUGUAUUUGAUAUGUGGCUUGAUACCUACAUGCAUGCAUGUACUGCUAUUCCUGCCGUAUUAGACACAAACGCCGAAGUUACUGACUACUGUACAAUAGUACAUGUAUUUUACAAAUUCCGAAAGACAAUUUAACACACUGGCAUAUGAUAACAACAAAUAAUGUGUCUUGGAUAUACUUUAUUAUAGUAUUACACAAUCCUCCUUUCACACUCGAUAAUAAACAGGUUUAUGUGCAUGUUAACUUAUUCAUCCCUGACAUUGUAUAAAGAACUAUUCUAACCUUUGAAUGGGAAGAGUAAAAGUGUGUCUUCAGGCCUAAGGAUGAAUGAGUCAACUAGACACAAAAAACCAAUCUUCAACAACAAAAACAAAAAACAGCAACACCUUCAGUGUUUGAUACCAUUAUCACAGGUAUAAUAUCGGUCAGUGUAACGGCACACGAUCUACGAUACUUCUGACAUAGAUAUAUGUCAGAAUAACAUCAAUUAAAACAUACAAUAUGCUAUUGAGAAAUAAAUUACAAUCAGCACUACACGUGAUUACAUGUCCGUGGACUAUUUGAAAUGUGUAAUAUCCUACACUAAAAUCUCGAAAAUUGUCACGGAAAAUAUAGAUCUUAACGUCUCUACAAAAAGUAUUGGAAUUCCCCUUGUCUUGUCAAGUGAUUUGCUGUGAAUAAUCAUGAAAUAUAUCAACACAUCAAAUUGUCACUUGAAGUGGUAUGAUAGUCGAACGGCGACUAUGCCAACAUCAUAUUUACAGUCUUUAAAAUAUGUCAAACGUUGCUUAUAUUUUAAAGUGCAAUCAAAUUAUGACGAGCCUGAAAGUUAAACAUACACUUCUAUAACUACCCAAAACAUGGCACGACUAACUUCGAGAUUUAAGGGUUAUAUUUAUUUAAAAUUGCGUGAAUAUGUUUUGAUUUUAUGUGAAUUCGAUUAUCUUGACCUUGUGAGAUAUACAAAAUAUUAACACGUUUCGAUGUUCAUCAUCAGAAUUGGGCGAACAAUGUAUCUUUCAAUCAAAACGAAAAUAGGUUCAUACAUUUGUUUGUAUAACAUCAUAUAGUGAGUAAAUGGCUCGAAUUUAUUAUGGCUCUGAUUCUAAGUAACAUUUACCAGUUACAUGUAAAUACAAAAUGUUGCAUACAACGAUGUCAAUUGUUUUAAAUUGAAAAUAAUGAAGAUUAUUUUGAAUAUUUAUUCAAACGUGUGUCAUACAGAGGUACCUUCAUAGGCAUUGAAAUAAAUCGACCCCUGAAUAAGUUUUUUUUAUAUCUAUUUAAUUAAUAUAAUAUAAUCUAUUUGAGUAAAUAAUUAUAUCAGCGUCAUUUAGGAUACAUUAUGACGUGGCGCGGUCAGUGUUUCUUGUAAGAUCUAGACAUAAUUGAUAAUGUUCUUGGAUAUUUCUCCCACCCUUCACAGGUGUGUCUCCCGUUUUAGCCGGGAAAGAUCAGCUUGUCACCCCCUAGGGGGAGUUAGUCUCGUGCCGAUUAGUACGUGUUCAAUUGUGACGUCAUUAAAAUGCGUCAUCGGUAAUUAUGACGUCAUCAAAAGUGAAUGACGAUACGCAUA
Messenger RNA from Mizuhopecten yessoensis (Yesso scallop), 3518 nucleotides. Its product is annotated as RNA-binding protein 41-like. The transcript is spliced from 6 exons. Gene Ontology annotation, cellular component: U12-type spliceosomal complex. Gene Ontology annotation, molecular function: pre-mRNA intronic binding; U12 snRNA binding. Gene Ontology annotation, biological process: mRNA splicing, via spliceosome. The coding region runs from base 81 to 1439 and encodes 452 amino acids. Lineage: Eukaryota; Metazoa; Mollusca; Bivalvia; Pectinida; Pectinidae. The record is from RefSeq and is a predicted model, not a curated record.